Messenger RNA from Corythoichthys intestinalis (scribbled pipefish), 1615 nucleotides. RefSeq names its product oxidoreductase NAD-binding domain containing 1 (gene oxnad1). Gene Ontology annotation, cellular component: mitochondrion. Lineage: Eukaryota; Metazoa; Chordata; Actinopteri; Syngnathiformes; Syngnathidae. The record is from RefSeq and is a predicted model, not a curated record. The transcript has 8 exons. Bases 137 to 1072 code for a protein of 311 amino acids. Gene Ontology annotation, molecular function: oxidoreductase activity.
GUGACACAAUUUACUCGAAAACCACACAAAGAAGAAAGUACUACCGUCAUGCAAUGUUAAUGUAACCAAGGUUGUUAACACAAUGUUGGAGACCGAUAUGAACAUGUAACAAAACAAGGUGAUCUUAUUGGUAGAGAUGAGCGUCCACUGCGUCCUGCCGUCCGCUGGCCGGAGCUUCUCUUUAUCGUGUCCUGCCGCUGGACUACUUCGCUGCCUUCUAACUGCUCGCACCUCUAUCACACGAAGAAGAAACAUGUCCUCUAAAAGACAAAUGGACCAUCUAGAGAGGACGGCAAACAACCAAAGACAAAAUGUUGUGUAUCCUGCUCAAGUAUGCGGUAUCAUGAACGAGUCGGAGACGGUAAAACGUCUUAGGCUAACGGCACAUCCGGAAUUUAACUUUAAAGCAGGACAAUGGGUGGAUUUUUUCAUCCCAGGAGUGGAGAAGGUGGGAGGUUUCUCCAUGUGCUCCAGUCCGGGUUUGUUGCAGAGGGAGGGCGUCGUGGAGCUGGCCGUCAAGUUUGCCAAUCACCCACCGGCGCAUUGGGUUCACACAGCGUGCAAGCUAGGCUCUCAAGUAGCGAUGCGCGUCGGCGGCGACUUCUACUUCGACCCCUCACCUUCGGACCCUGCGGUGGAUUUGCUCCUAGUGGCGGGCGGCGUGGGAAUCAACCCACUGUACUCUAUUUUGUCACACUCGGCUGAUCUAUUGCAGCUUAGCCGAGCUUCCGGCGGGCGGGAUUUUAAUAUCGGAUCGGUUCAUCUCUGCUACAGUGCUAAGACCACUCAGGAGCUGCUUUUCAAGAAUCCGAUCCUUCGGGCGUGCAAGGAGUUCCCUGACAAGUUGACGUGCGAAUUUCACGUCACCCAGCAGAGCACAGAUAUCGAACCACAGCUUCAGCCAUUUGUUAACCGUCGAAGAAUCGGCGAGCCCGAGCUGGAGACUCACGUCGACCCACAAAGGACUUUGUGUUACCUAUGCGGACCUCCGCCCAUGAUCGAGGCAGUUUCCCAAAUCUUAUUGGGCCUCGGCUUACCGCAGGACAGAAUUCUCUUUGAGAAGUGGUGGUAGCUGCUCCUCCCACUCUCAGGAUGCCAUCGUAUUGUUUCCUGGGAGCUUCUUGAUGUGUUUUUGUGGUGGGAGUGGAAAGAUAACAGCUGCUGGAACUUGCAUUGACCCGCAAGAACUGACCGGACUUUCAUUUCAUUUGAUCUGUGAAGAUGUAACAUGUUCUUAGUCACUCUAUAUUUAUUGAUUUAUUUUCAAUUUAUUUGGUUGAGUGCUCAUAUACAUUUUACACCACAGAGUAAAAUGUUUCCGACCAAUUUUCUGUGUUUUGACUUGCACUCAUUAGGUUAUGCACACUAUUUCAGUCGCGGUAUAACACUGCUCGGUGAGAAACCCUCAGCGUAACUGAUGGAACCUCCAGACGGCCCCUGAUUGGUCCGCAUCCCCGAAACCUCCCGCCGAGAACGUCGUGGGCGUCUCUCGGCGGGGGUGCCAUUGUCGAUUCAUUUGAAUUGUUCCACCAGGGAAAUGUUCUACGCUGAAAUGUGAUUGAAUGAAAUAAAUGACGGAGAACAGUGUGGAAACGCAAAAUUUACUUCAGCCUCA